CCAAAAUGGCUGUGGAAAAACAGUUUUGAAGAUUUGUCGUUCUGCAUGAAAUUUGAAGAUGCUGCAUGGUCUACAUUUAUGAAGAGGGCCGUUUAUGGUGCGGAGGACCCCACCGGCAAGUAGCCGGAUGUGUUGGUAACCACCCUAAUAACUACCUCUCACUCUGGAACACACAGCAGGAUGAGAAACUGGAGCUCUAAGUGGAAGUGAUGUUUGGUGUCAUACUGCUGGAGGGCAGCGGGGUCGCGUAAACAGAUUGAGCAUUCAGUCCUGGACCUGCAUGCAGCCCUGCUGACCUCAAAUCAGUGUGAAAGGAGGGAGAGGGUGAGAGAGGAGGAGAAGAGAGAGGAGUGAACAGAGAAGAGACUGGUGUGUUGAUCUGACCGGUCCUGACCAAAAGUAUGAAGAGCCAGGAAGUCAAGACCCUUAACUCAGUCAAGUCACUCAUUGACAUGAGACCGGUCACUCCGAUGAAGAGCCUCCAGUUCCGCAGCAUCGCCCCCAAAGCUCCCCCCCCUCCCCCACCACCGCUGGUGUCGGACGGCCCAAAGCCCAGCGGCGCCCCCCUGCUGGUGCCCACGCAGAACUACGCCCUCAUGCAGGUGGCCGGGCGCGAGGGCACCUUCUCCCUGGUGCCGCUUCCAGCCGCCGCCUCCGCGUCGCCACAGCAACAGCAACAGCCAAUCAGCAAGAGCCUCAAGCUGCCCAUUCCCCGCUACCAGCCAAUGAGGAGCAAAGGCACGCCAGAGAAGGCGGGGAACAACAAGACGGGCAGCCCUGCCAAAGUCGCCAUGACGCCCGCUCGGUCGGUAGCAGCAGCGUCCGCCAUCCAAUCCAAAGCCUCAGAGGUGGCGAACACGCCCACCGAGCCAGCCAAUGAGCCGCUGGUGUUUGCCGGUGAGGCGGGUCUUGUGGGGAAAGCUGGCCCGAUCUUAGGAUCGCUGGCGCCCAACCCGUCCGCCGUUGCCAUGCCCACCCCGGAGUUGACCCCGCCCAUCUGUCAAAUCAAGCCUGAGAAGGUGACCCAGCCAAUCACAGUGCUCUCUCCCGCCCUCUUUGGGAAGGCCGUGCAGUUGGUCACGCCCUCUCCCUCGGGGAAACUCCCCAUCCUGCCUUACUCCCGCGUCAGAGACUCCCUAUUGGCCAGUCCGCCUCCGGCCCCUCCCCCUCCGCCUCCUCCUCUUCCUCCUCCUCCUCUAACCAAUCAGAGCGCUCCUACAAUCUCACAGACCACGCCGACCCCGCCCUCGGCGAAGCGGAAGCGCGGGCGUCGACGGAAGACUCCGGAGGACGUGCUGGCCCUGGAGGCUCGGCGCAAGCGCGCGCUCACCUUCUUCCGCCGCCGUAGCACCGCCGCCGCCGCCCCCGAGAAGACUCCGCCCUCCUCCUCCGCCGGCGAGGCGCCCGGCUCCAGGAAGUACCGCAGCAUCCGGCCCAAACCGGCCCCGGGGUCGGGCCUGCCCCUCCAGCUGACCUCCUCUUCCUCCUCCUCCUCCUCCUCCUCCUCGUCCCCCCCGCUGCCGAGCCCCCUCGGCCUGCCGCUGCACCCCUGCCCCACCUGCGGACGCUGCUUCCAGCACAAGCAGCACCUGACCGCUCACCUGUCCAGCCACCUCCUGCUGCCCAGUCGCGGCAAAGCCUCGGCGUCGUCGGCGUCGUCGUCGUUGGCGUUGCCGGGGGCGAGCGAGGCGGCGGGGGGUGCGGAGCUGGAGCGCGGGGCGGCGAGGCCGGUGCCGGUGGCGGUGCGGGCCCGGUGCGGGCCGCUCUCGAGGGUCCGGCCGCGUCCACUGCUGCGCUGCCUGUUCUGCCAGAAGGCCUUCAGCUACGUGGGCGUGUUCUUCAGCCACCUGCGCGAGCUGCACCGCGUCAUACUCACCGUGGAGCCCUCCAUCGCCCAGCACGAGGAACACACACCCGGAACGGAGCUGUGUGAGGAGGACAUGGAGGACCCCGUGGAGCUGCAGAUCAAGUGCGGCCGCUGCCAAGCCGUCACGCCCACCUUCUCCGACAUGCAGCUCCACCUCCUCUACGUCCACGGCCAAUCGGCCGGCCCCGGGCCCUCGGGGGGCGCUCCCGCGGCCCCCGGCAACAGCAGCAGCAGCGGAGGCGGAGGCGGUAGUGACGACGACGGCCGGACCGUGGAGGAGGAGCUGGUCAAGCACGCCGCCCACUACUGGCGGCAGCUGAACGAGCGGCGCGCCCUGCGGAGGUGCGGGCGCUGCCAGGAGGUCUUCCUGUCCGUGUCCCGGCUCAAGCGCCACGCGUGCGGCCGCCGCCCGGCGGGGGGAGGCGGGUCGUCGCUGGCGUCGGCGUCGGCGUCGGCGUCGGCGUCGGGGCUCAGGACUGGACGCGGCGUCCACUGCUUCCUGUGCAGCGUGGUGCUGGACAGCAAACAGGAAGUGCUGGAGCACUGGAGGGGGCGGCACUACUGCGAGAACCCCGCCCUCUUGUGGGAGGCGCUGAACGAGGGCGGGGAGACCGAUGGCAGGAGUGUCUCCUAGCAACCCCUGAUGCACCACAGAAGGACGUGUGUGUGUGUGUGUGUUAGUGUGUAAGAGUACGAGUAAGAUGUGUGACAAUAAACCACUACUACAGUUUUAGCUGUUCCGCUGUUUAGCCAUGUCCGGUUGCACUGCUUUCUUCAUUUGAAUGUCAAGUUGUUUUCACUUUUUUUUACCAUACAUUUUUUUCUUGAGGUUAAGAAUUGUAAUUUAUAGGAUUGUUUUCAAACUAGAGUGUUUUGUGUACUCUGUGUGUAACUGAUUAUUUAAGUUUUGUUUUGUUUGAAGCUAACGCACAGGGCUAUCACUACAAGGCUAAGAGAGAUAUCAGACAGACAGUGAAGCCCCUGGCCAAUCAUAUCUCUGUCAGAUUCUCAGUAGCCAAUCACAGCUCUGCCAGUAUGUUACCGGCCAACCACAGGUCCAUGCUCUCAGGAUGAGAAAGAGUGUGUGUGUGUGUGUGUGUGUGUGUUGUAAUAUUUGGGUUACAUAAUGAUGCAAACUCCAUAUUCUCAGAGAGAUAUUUCGAGAACAGCCACUAAAGUGGCAGGUUUUGAUUGUUCAGUGUGUGUGUGUGUGUGUGUGUUGUGGCUCACUGAUUGUGAGAUAUGAGACAUUUUCUUUUUUCAAAUGACUGUUGUUAAACUGUGCUCAAUUGUUGUAAGAGAAAUCAAUGACAGGGUAAUUGAAUGUUUUACAUCAAAUAAUCUAUCCACAUACUGCUCUCGUAGACAUAGAAUAUACUGAGUAUUUAUAGAGAAGAAGACAAAUAAAAACCUAAAUAUUUAUACAUACAUUAUAUAUACGUAUACUAUAUAUAUAUAUAUAUAUAUAUAUAUAUUUGCAUUAAAUAAUGUUGUCACCAUGGUGCUGUUUAGGAUGAAUGGAGAUGGAUGGAGAUCUGAUCACUUUAUCACCCUAGAGAUGCUUUCAUUUUCCUAACCCUAUCAUCACACCAAACCCAAACCUCGUUACCUUAGUAAAGCUUUAAUUUCCCAAACCUCAAAACCUCAAACCUCAUCACCCUACCUUUCAUUUUCCAAACCUCAUCACCCUAAAAAUGGCUUCAUUUUACAAACCUUAUCAGUCUUGUAAAACGUCAAUUUUCCAAACCUUAUCACUCUAGUAAUGCUUGAAUUUCCCAAACCUCAUCACCUUAGAAAUGCUUUCAUUUUCCAAACCUCAUCACUCUAGUAAUGCUUUCAUUUCCCUAACCCUCUCCUCACGCUGUCUGUCUGCCUGUCCACUCUGUUGCUUUUAGAACCACACAAUCUUAUUCAGUCAGCCUUGCUGUCAUUUCCUCCAAUCUGCCAUCGUUCUACCACCUGUUCUCUUUUAUGUGUCGCCAUAACAGAGUGGCCGUCACUCUGACACCGUCAUCUCCUGCGGACAGCUCAGCUGGCAGUCAUAACAGAGUGUCCGUCAUGUCUGCCGUCAUUCGCUAACGCCUCAGGUGCCACCACUCCGUCACACCUCUGGCUGUGUCACGUCCGUAACACGGAAAGCCGCUGUUCAGCAGUUUGGAAUUUUUCUGUGGAGCGCUUGCUUGGAAUACUGGCUUGACGUUAGAAUGUUUUUUCCAUGAACAUAGAUUCUCUUAUCUUAUCUUGUAAUGACAAGAAAAAAAAACAGAACAUCUCAGGGACUUUCCUGGUCUCUGUAGAGAAGAACUGAUGUUUCACCUUAAUCUGACCCCUUCGGGAAACCUGCCCCGUGUUGUUUUGCAUGUCCACUGCACACUGGUGGGAGUGGGUGGAGGAUAGCCGUCUUAGUGUUACUAAGUCUGGCAUAAGGUAGUAAACAUGCCAACAUGACUCUCACCACCAUUUCAAUGGGCACUUUUAUUUAGCAUUCCUCUCCAUUUGGGAUGUCGCUAUGGUUGAUCCCUUUAACUGCGCUGUUCUGACUCCAUGUUGCUGGUCAUCUCUGUAACACUCGGAUGCUCCGACUGACUGUGUCAUCAAACUAACUUUGAACACUCGCUCUAAUUUCGUCAUCAGAAGCUCUCAAUCCUUUCCCUACUGUGUGUGUGUGUGUGUGUGUGUGUGUGUGUGUGUGUGUGUGUGUGUGUGUGUGAGCGUGUCUGUAUGUAUGUGUGUAAUACUUUUUUUCUGUGACAGUACCCUGUGUGUACCUCUAGAGAGAGAGUGAGCAUGUGUGUGUGUGUGUGUGUGUGUGUGUGUGUGUGUCCAGUUUCUGAUAGAUAUGUGGAGAGGCACAUGCCUGUAAUUUGAUGCCGCUGGAGCUGGGCAUAACCCUCCUCCCUGGGUGACCUUUCACCUUUGACCUCUGCCUGUUCUGGUGACUGUUGUGUCCCCCUUUCCUCCUCCUCCUCCUCCUUGUUCAUGGUGCCUCAAUAAAGAACAUAAACUCCA
Molecule: messenger RNA, 4876 nt
Organism: Sardina pilchardus (European sardine)
Lineage: Eukaryota; Metazoa; Chordata; Actinopteri; Clupeiformes; Clupeidae
Gene: znf438
Product: zinc finger protein 438
Exons: 7
Coding region: 402-2501 (699 amino acids)
Biological process (GO): regulation of transcription by RNA polymerase II
Cellular component (GO): nucleus
Molecular function (GO): DNA-binding transcription factor activity, RNA polymerase II-specific; RNA polymerase II transcription regulatory region sequence-specific DNA binding
Source: RefSeq, a predicted model, not a curated record